Messenger RNA from Aspergillus aculeatinus CBS 121060, 3066 nucleotides. RefSeq lists its product as uncharacterized. The coding region runs from base 1 to 3066 and encodes 1021 amino acids. NCBI's taxonomy places the organism in Eukaryota, Fungi, Ascomycota, Eurotiomycetes, Eurotiales, Aspergillaceae. The transcript is spliced from 3 exons. The record is from RefSeq and is a predicted model, not a curated record.
AUGGACCCCUUCAGCACCCUACCUCAUGAGCUCCUAUCUUCAAUCAGCGAGGACGCUGCUGAUUGGGUUGGGCUUGACAGCCUGAUCCGAGUUUCGCCACGCAUCGCCGCACUAUUCCACCCCGAGGGAGGUUCGAAUCAAGCUCACUCCGAUGCCAUCUACCUCGUUGAGAACAUCUUACGGACAAACCCCAUGAUGAGCCAUCAACUGCACCGGUUCUUCCGGAUGUGUGGGGAUCUCCAGAGCUUGCCCUUUUCCUCCGGAUGCAAUCUGACCUUAGCCGAGUUUAUGGCGCAGGGUUACUCCUCACCUCUGAGCCCCACUUCUGUGACCGGCACUGUGCUGCGGGGCAUGGUCUGGGUUGCAGCCAACAUCCAGCGACUGGCCUGCGCCUGCUUAACCACCUUUCUGGCACGCACCCGAGCGGUGCAACCAAUAGGCUACGGAAGGGAUGCGGCCCGGAGGCUAAAGGGGGAAGAGCCAUACCCACCGCGAGAGGCCGGUCCUCCAUCGUGGGCGGAAGAGUACCGUGUUUACCGAGCCUUGUGGCAUCUACAGCUGUAUUCGGAUGUUUGGAAAGUCGUCCCUCAGAUAGGCUGGUCUCUCAGCGAGCUCCAUCUCUAUCUACGAGUCUCGGACUUUGAUAUCCCUUCCGAAAGGCCUGAACGCGGGCCAACGCAAGACGGAGAACCCACCGGGGAUGAAAUGCGGGCUGUGUCGGAGUGUCUGCAGGAUAUCUGUCCCCAUCCAAACCUAUCGGAACCCCUGAGUGCCAACCUCGAUAGCUUCUACCUACGAUUUUGGCUGGAGCUGCCCGAUGCAUUGUCUCUCAGGCGCCAGGAUCCCCAAGGUAGCGAUGAUUCUCAAGCCAUUGCUUUCCGCAGCUUCGGGGUUUGGUGUCCCCCACCUCUCCCGUCUCCCGAGGAGGAUACGUGCAAGCCUGUUUUGGGGCAAUGGGGCAACACUAUCUGUGCUGUGCAAGAACGAAAUAUUGGCUAUCCGGCCGAAGGAGAAGAUGCCAACUACAGUGGACUGUGCAGCUUUACAUGCAACUAUGGAUAUUGCCCUGAGGGUGCAUGUGCUACAGUCAGCUCGCCAUUGACAAUUCCUAGCAGCUCCCCCUUCACUCCUUCCGCCUGCGUGGCCGGAACAGGCGAAGGGAACCUCGGAGGAUUGUGUUCAUACGCCUGCAACUUCGGUUACUGUCCGAUUCAUUCAUGUACGUGUACGGCAGAAGGGGUGUUGAUCGACGCGCCGGCAGCCAACUCCAGUCUUACAGGGGUCCCGGUGUCCACUGUCGACUACAACCAGUAUCACGGUUUGUGCGACUUUGCGUGCAGUCGAGGGUACUGUCCGGAUGGUGCCUGUGAGCUACGGUCCACACUGGACCCUUCCACUGGUUCGACCGGACAUGACUCCUCCAGCUCGUCCUCAACUUCUAAUAUCUCUAACGACACAAUCGCUUUUGUUGGGUCAGGCGUCUGGGAAGAUCCCUUCGCCGACUGUCCCUUUCCAUGCACGAUUAUAUUCCCCGAAACGACACUGGGAAGUCCAACAAUCAUUUAUCCUCCCCCAUACACCACGACAUUGCAGGUGGAAUGGCAGGACAGCAGUGUGACGACGCAGACGGACGGUGAGGUAUCAACCGUGGCGACAACGACCCGUGUCGCGGAAUCGACUACGGUUGACAUACCACCGAUCCAAGUAACCGGCUGGGGAUUCUGGCCUGUGGUGGUCAACGGACCUACUGACAGUCACAUUACCGUUCAUCCCACGCCUCGUCUUCCCCCAAGUACCGUGAUUAUCGCGGAUGACCCUAACCCUCUGGGUCAAAGUUCUGUGACGCAUGCUCCCCGGCCGCGUACAGUCAUCAUUCCACCUUACCCCUGGGAUACCAGGCCCUAUGGCAAGGACGGCAGCGACGACAACCUCAUUGUUCCUAAGCCCCCCGCCAUCACCGUUGCCGAUGGUCCCGUGAGCCCCAAGUGCACGAAUGACUGUGGAAAGCUGUGCAGCGAUCGCUUUUGCGGCUGUACGUGGGCCUGUAGGGGAACCGGGUUCACCUACAGCGACGUUGACACCGACGACGACAACAAUGGCGGCAGCAAGACCGACGACGGAAGCUCCAGUCCAGGCAAAGGGUCCAACAGUAAUGACAAUCCAGAUGGAGAUGACGAUGACGACGACGACGAUGACGGCGGAAUCGAUUUUGGCUGGGGCGGCAUCGACAUCAACGGCAACUCGCCGGACCCCAAUGCCAACAAUGAAGACUCGAAUAAGAGUCAGACCUCCAAGACCACCUCCACCUCUACCUGCACCCGCAAGACAAUAACCGACGCUUGGGUCUCGUGCACAUCGCUUGACUCCAGCUCGACCUCCUGCACCACCACCAGCACCCUCGUUGAGGUCGGCUGCUCCGUUACGGCCACUACUACGACCACGACCGCCACCGGCGAAAGCUGCCCGUUUGUCAACCCCAGCGAUGACCAGGGUAGUGACGGUGGGGCCCUGGCCGACAGCGCCUGGUCCAGCAUUGCGGGCCAAUCCUCGGGGUGGUACACGUAUCUGGGGUACACCGCGGAUCCUGCCAAAACCGCCACGACAACCACGGCGCGUAAAACCAGCACUAGCACCACAACUACAGCCACAGCAACCGCAGCCGGCUCAACCUCCACCAAUACCAAGCUUCCAACCUACGGUGACAAGUCCGCCUGGGCUCUGUUCCUCCGCGAGGAGGUGGGAAACAACAAACACACCUACAUCUACCAGGGUCUGGAUUACGAGUACGUCGGUCUCGCCCAGAGCAACUGCCCGCGCGACACCACGUGGUCCCGCAGCGUGAUGACUGGCACCAGGAAGCCCACCAGUCUGACCGGAAUCACGGUGUUUGGCGAUACGUGCUCGCUCACGGCUGACUAUGCGAAUGUCGACCCCACAAAGGACCAGAAAGUCGGGACGCUCUCGUGCAACAAAUACGCCGACGCGACCUGCAAGUAUGAAGAGACGAGUGGGACGUGUGAGACGGGCCAGAUUACGGGGACGCAUAUCUUGUCCUGUUACUGGUGA